Messenger RNA from Trichoplax adhaerens, 318 nucleotides. RefSeq lists its product as uncharacterized. The coding region runs from base 1 to 318 and encodes 105 amino acids. Gene Ontology annotation, cellular component: cytoplasm; Nem1-Spo7 phosphatase complex. NCBI's taxonomy places the organism in Eukaryota, Metazoa, Placozoa, Uniplacotomia, Trichoplacea, Trichoplacidae. The record is from RefSeq and is a predicted model, not a curated record. The transcript is spliced from 4 exons.
AUGGAUCUCGAUCCAGCUCAACAAGCUGAAGAUUUGAAAGCUUUCGAAGGAAGGCUGGUUGAAAGUAUAGGUAGCCUAGGACCAACGGCUGUGCGAUGGAAAUGUAUAUUAAUACUGUGUGUAUCAUGCUGCUUUAUUUCGGGCUAUGCAUUUAUUAUGGAUAUUCAUACGGCUAAGUUUAUGACAUGUACGGAUUUAUUUCUUAAUCAUAAGUUUUUCACGAUGUGCUGCAUUAUUCUUGUCUCAUUACUUGCUACUGGAGUUCAACAAAGAAUUAUGGCUCAAACAAUGUAUCCUUUUUCGUUAAGAUUAUUAUAA